Ipomoea triloba (trilobed morning glory) is the source of this 2721-nucleotide messenger RNA. RefSeq lists its product as uncharacterized. NCBI's taxonomy places the organism in Eukaryota, Viridiplantae, Streptophyta, Magnoliopsida, Solanales, Convolvulaceae. The coding region runs from base 1 to 2721 and encodes 906 amino acids. The record is from RefSeq and is a predicted model, not a curated record. The transcript has 2 exons.
AUGGAAACCGGAGACAGUAGCAACACUGGGCAACCAGCCCAUACUGGAGUCAACACACAGCAGCACCAGCGGCAGAGAGAGGAAACAGGGGACAACCCUAGAGUUCGUGCUGAUCCUCCAGUACCAAAUGUUCAGAAUCAGGCACAGAACUACAGGGCCGAUCCAAACCCGAAUGUCUAUGUUGGGGGAGGAUUCAUAGCUCCUUUCAUGGAGCAGCAGCCUGUAUACCAACAGCCAGGCUAUGGGGUUGGGAUGCAAAAUCUUCUCUAUCAGAUGAAUCCCAACCUGGUCCAGCAGUUCGCCCAGCAGAAUAAUCAGUUUGGAGGAUCGCGGGUUGAGGACCCGAAAACUCAUAUUGUGAAUUUUGACCGAAUCUGCCAGACCAUCAAGAUGAAUGGUGUUCCUAGUGAAGCCAUCAAGCUGAGACUAUUUCCUUUUUCCCUGAGAGAUCAAGCACAGAGUUGGUUAAAUUCCUUUCCAGCCAACCACUUCAUUACCUGGGAACAACUCUACAAAGCUUUCAUGCAGGAGUAUUGUCCUUCUUCCAAGGCUGCCAAGUUAAAGAAGCAGAUCCUGAAUUUUCAACAGUUUGGCAAUGAAGAUCUUCCUGAGGCUUGGAAGAGAUUUAAGGAGUUGAGGAGGCAGUGCCCAAAAAAUUUGAUGACCCCAGGUGACUUUAUUUCAUCAUUCUAUGAGGGGUUGACUAACCGGUCAAAGAUUAUCCUAGACACCUCAUCCUUUGGGGGUAUUUUCAUUGAUAUGGGACCAGCAGCUAGAGAGCAGUUGAUUGAGAGGAUCACCUCUAACAAUACUUACUGGUACACUGAGGGGGAUGAUAUACCCAAGAGAGAGAAAGCAGCUGGGAUGUUCGAAGUUGGAGAAAAGAUGGCAAUGCAGGCUCAGCUGGACACCAUACAACACAUGCUAAAGCAGUUAGUACAGGGCCCUACUCAGAGUGUCCAGGCAGUUACUCAGCCUCCACUAAUUCCACAGAAUCCUUAUGUUCCUAACCCCUAUUCUGUGCCACAGGUACCUCUUGUAGCCUGUUGUGCAACUUGUGGUGGAAAUCAUGUAGCUCAGACAUGUCCUUUGUUAGACUUCGGUAACCAAGUCCCUCAGCCUAAUGUGGAGCAAGUUGAUCUCAUUGGUUAUUCUAGACCACAGGGCCAAGGGCAAGGUUAUGGGACCUAUCAGCAGCAAGGAAGAGAUCAGUUUGUUCCCUCUUGGAACAAUCAAGGCAAUCAAGUGAGGAACAAUCCACCAGGUUUUCAAGGUAAUCAAGGAAACAGAGGUGGCAACCAAGGAACUCAGUGGAGAAAUAAUCAGAAUAAUCAGAAUCCCAAUCAAGGGCAGUUCCAGCAAGGGAAUCAGAAUUUUGGGACCACUCAGGGUCAAGGUUUCUCUAGACCAUCUCAGGAUGUUGAUAUACAGCUUCUCAUGAACUCUAGACCAUCUCAGGAUGUUGAUAUACAGCUUCUCAUGAACACUAUGAUAUCUCAGGAUGUUGAUAUACAGCUUCUCAUGAACACUAUGAUGGCUCAGUUUGGCAAGCUACAAGCAGAGAAUUUUCAGCUGUUUGGCAAGCUACAAACAGAAAUAGAUGGUCUCAAGGCUCAGCAACAAGGAGGAGGUAAUCAGUUUUCUAAUCAACCUUCCUCUUCGAAUGGUAGACUGCCAACAAGCACAGAAAAUCCAAGGCACCAAGUGAAUGCAGUCACCACUAGAAGUGGAUUAGCUUUGAAGGACCCCCCUUUUCCUUCGAAUGAUCUAGUGCCUGAGAAAGCUGAUAAGAAGGAUGAGGGUGUUCAGGUUGAGGAUGUUCUUGAUGAUAGUGAGGAGGAGCCUAUGGUGCAGGGAGAUGGUGUUAAGGAGAAAGCUCCUGAGCAGGAUGAGAGUGUUCCAAGUAAGAAGCAUGAAAGGAAGAACAAGAAGGUAGAUGACUCGGUUAUACCUUACAACCUGUUACCAUAUCCACAGAGGUUGUGGAAAUCAAAGGAGUCUGAUAGAGAGAGCAAGUUCCAUAAGAUGUUAGAUAAGCUGGAGAUCUCCAUGCCUUUUGUUGAAGCAAUCACUCAGAUUCCAUCGUACAAGAAGUUUCUAAAGAACAUUUUAGGCAAUAAGAAAAAGCCAGAGAAGAGUGCGGUGGUGGAUCUGAGCGAAGGAGCCUUGACCUGUGCAGUUCUUCAACAUAAACUACCUCAUAAGCUGAAAGAUCCAGGUAGUUUUUCCAUCCCUUGCAUCAUUGGUGGAUUUGUAGUUGGGGGUGCUCUGUGUGAUCUGGGUGCCAGUGUUAGUCUUAUGCCAUAUUCUUUAUGUAAGAGGCUCAAUCUGAGAACACCAAAACCUACCUCCAUGACCCUACAGAUGGCGGAUCGCUCCAUAAAGCGUCCGGUGGGAGUUCUAGAGGAUGUCCCGGUCAUGAUUGAUCAGUACUUUAUACCGGGGGAUUUUGUUGUAAUAGAUAUAGAGGAAGAUGCCAAGGUUCCUAUUAUACUUUGUAGACCUUUUCUAGCUACUGCUGGUGCACUUAUUGAUGUGAGAAGAGGAAAACUCGUGAUGGAAGUGGCAGAGAACAAGAUUGAAUUUGACAUAUUCAAAAUGGCGAAGCACCAGCCCUCAUAUGUUGAUGAGUGUUACUUGAUAGAAGGGCUGGGUGAGUGCACUGCUGAAAGUAGAAAGAUUGAGUUAGGGGAUUUGCAUGUUUCCCCUAUUGAUCCUUGA